AAGGAAAAAGAAGACUACGCGCUAGCAAUUAAGCUCUGUGUAGACAGUGUAAUUAUAACACCUAGAAGACUAUUUAAAGAAUUAGACUGUACAAAAAUAAAAAGUUUAAUUAUAAGUAGCAUAUUUAAGGUACUUUUAUAUAAUUUAUUAAUUUAUAAAGGACAGAUCUUUAACCUUUAA
This is a messenger RNA of Lindgomyces ingoldianus, 180 nucleotides long. RefSeq lists its product as uncharacterized. The annotation marks the transcript as partial. NCBI's taxonomy places the organism in Eukaryota, Fungi, Ascomycota, Dothideomycetes, Pleosporales, Lindgomycetaceae. The transcript has a single exon. The record is from RefSeq and is a predicted model, not a curated record.